GUAUGAUCGAUCUCGACAGCGCUAUCAACUGCCAUCAACGUUUCACGCUUCAAACCCUUAUGGAGUACGCGUUUUGCAUUGUGUAGUCGCAUCAGAUAUCCUUGUUCUCACUUGAUACUCUCUCCAUCUCUUUCAGUUAAGUUUUCAACAGCCAUCGGCUCUGAUCGUCAUGCUCGAAAUGGAUAAGCCACAGGCAAUCGACCCGGAGGAUCGUGAGAUUAUGGAAAAGCUGGCCAAAUUGCAGAGCAUGUACAAUCAGAUUGGCGGUCUGCGGACUUUAUUACCGGAAAAGCUGAUCAACCCAACCAGGUUCGCCCUGGAGAAUCCAAACGGGUAUGACCCAGAAAAGCUCGCAACUUACUUGCAAGAUGCUGCACAAGCAGGUAUUCGAGACGUCGAAAGGUUUAAAAAGGACUGGCACAGUGACGAUGUACGGGAGCUUUGGCAAGCGGUCAACACUGGCGACGUACCCCAAGGAGGGGAUGCCUGGACUCUGAAUUAUGACGCCUUAAUACUUCAGAACCAAGGCAAGAGUGCAGGCUCGCUCACAUCCAACACUCUAAUCAACGGUGCCGGUGGCCAAACAGAUGCCGAAAUCGCCAAAAUCGUGAGCGACUUUCGGGCCAAACAUCCAGACCUGAAGGUCUCCGUUUGGCAGGAAACGCAACCCUUGCCUUUAGAUAUCGGCAUGGGUCAAUUGGAAUUUCGCAUCGACAAAACCCGGGAUGCGAGUUCCGGCCCCUUCAAAGUAACCUACAAACCAGGUGCCGAGUCUUUUGCGCUGCGUGAUGAUAUCCUUGAGAGCGUCAAAAAGUCCGAUGUUCAAAGCAAUCUCAUGGUGCUCUUGGAGAUGAUUGCAGCUUACCACGAUAUCAAAACCAGACCUUGCGAUAAAUGCAGCAGGCUAGUCAACAACAAGCUGCAACUCCCCCUUAUCAGGCAAAUGAAACCUUCCGAAGAGAAAGGGAAAUUUCAAUUCCUCGCUCUUCAUCCCGAGUGUGCCUGAGAAAGAUAUGUUUCUGAAUCUUUGCUCCAAAGAUUCCCCUCUUGAGGAUGUACGGAAAGCGGCCAUUCAUCAGUCCUCCACGAAGAGUGCUAUGGACGAAGAACAUAAUGACUUAGCGCAUAGUCGAAAAGGUGAACGCGAACCACCGAGUAUGAUGCUUUUGAAACGACAAAGUUCUCUGACAGGUUUGGGUUCUUCGAGCUGAUGUCGCGUCCACAUCAGCCGAGUACUUAACUUACAAACUCGCCAAAUUACAUUCCACUUGUAUCGAAAGGGCAGCCUGGGCUCGUCUACUGUGUCAAUCAGAUGAAAUGAUACGUUCUGACAGCACAUGAGCCUUGGCUAUCUAUCAGCUCUUGCACAUACCUAGAGCGGGCUAGUGGCUGCUAUGAAUUCACCGAACCCUUCUCAAUAUAUGCGGUCAGGAUAGUGAAGCAUAUCCAUCGUACAGACGGACGACGCAGACGAGAUAUUCCAGCUAAUGACGAUUCGGAUGGUGGACUGGAGGAGAAAGACACGAUCGCGUAGCGGUUGCUCGACUUUUGCCAAAAGAAAAAAUCACCAUCAUUCAUAUCACUUGUACGAAAAGAGAUUCAUUCGACAGAUACCAGGAUUUCAUCACUUAGAGACUCCAUUGCCUGCGUGUCUCCUCGUCUUCAAUCGAAUAUGCAGAUAUUUGAGCAUUGAUCGUUGCUAUAAUCAGUCACGACCAAGGAAGCCACCCAAUUCCCUUCGUGUCUAGGAAUUAAAAACUAUGGAGAAGCAGGCGGAGUCGAGGAAAGCAGUGGUGGCAAAUACCGUUAUGCAUAUUGGGGUCUCAAACCAUAUGCGAGCACAAUCCUGGUACAAGUUAAUCAAUAGCUACUCUAACUUCACCCUUGAGACGCCGCCCGCGCUCACACAGAAAGAGUCGCCCUGGAAAAGCAAAACCCCGUCGUACCAGUUUCGAGCCUCCGCAAGGCGCAAUUCAGAUUUAUCUGCUGGACACGACGACGAUUCAUUCAUGACCAAUUCAGAUGACAGCCUUGCCUCAUUCAAUAGCGCCUGGGAUCCCGAACGAGCAAAGACAGAGAUGGAUUCUGAAGUACUCCGACGCCGCGUCGCUAUUGUGCUGGCUCAUCAGCAGGUGCAGAAGCCACAAGCUCGGACACUGGGAUGCUAUGAAGAUAGUGGUAUGAAUACAAAGAAUGGGUGAAAGACCCAAGACAAACAAGAGGACACAUUUUU
Messenger RNA from Exophiala oligosperma, 2233 nucleotides. RefSeq lists its product as uncharacterized. Gene Ontology annotation, cellular component: mediator complex. Lineage: Eukaryota; Fungi; Ascomycota; Eurotiomycetes; Chaetothyriales; Herpotrichiellaceae. The record is from RefSeq and is a predicted model, not a curated record. The transcript is spliced from 3 exons. The coding region runs from base 170 to 1006 and encodes 278 amino acids.